Molecule: messenger RNA, 8679 nt
Organism: Ochlerotatus camptorhynchus
Lineage: Eukaryota; Metazoa; Arthropoda; Insecta; Diptera; Culicidae
Exons: 17
Coding region: 1937-7636 (1899 amino acids)
Biological process (GO): transmembrane transport; monoatomic ion transport
Cellular component (GO): membrane
Molecular function (GO): monoatomic ion channel activity; protein-containing complex binding
Source: RefSeq, a predicted model, not a curated record
GUCGUGCAGCAAAACCGCGUUCUCUCGCUCGUCCCUUUCUGGUCAAAGGUUACUUUAUUGAGAAGGGAAGGAAGUUAGGAAGACAGUGCAGUGUGGGAGUGUGCGUGUGUGUGUGUGGAGCAGUGUCCUUCCUCUUGGCGGAGAGUUAGACAAGUGGAAGUGGAAUUUUCAGGUUUGAGUCAAGUGUUGAACGCUGGAACAGUUGAGAAGGAUUAAGAAAUUCAAACAUUCAGUCGGUUGUAGUGACUGCGUGGGAACGCGCCGGGGAAGUUCCGCUACAGUUCGUGGUGAAGAGCCCAGCCUAUGAUAAGCCUUCUUCUUCGGAUCCCGCCAGCAAUAAUGGCCGGAGUUGGAGGGACAUCCGUGCUUUUCUUGAAGGGAUGAUGGUGAGCUUCUAGAAAAACAUCUCAAGCUUGGAAUAGUGUGGGGGAAAGGGGUUGAAGGUAGCCGUAACGAAUACAAUUUUGAAGAAGUGAUUGGUUUGUGGCCACCGGAAGCGUUUGGGGGUGUUGAAUGGCUGGAAUCGGCCUUAGAUCACGCCAUGAAGGCCUGUUGUGGUUUGAUUUUCCUACUGUUUAUGGAUAGUGAAUGUUUGAAACGUGAUUCGGUGAAUUGAAGCUGCAUGCGCGGUUGUUGGGUGCAAAAGUGAUGGAGACGCAUGGUGCUCAUUACGAAAAUUGAUUGGUUUUACGACAUUUCGACCGAGAAUUAUGUGGAAAGUGUGCUCCUAAGCAGUGGAAUAAUGGGAAAACUUUUCGCAGGAGAGCAGUCUACGUGGGAUUGAUUCGAUCCUAUUCCCAGCUCAGUGAGAAUUUACGCCGUAGGCGAAACCAUUACGAAUAUUAAUGAGUGUGUAUUUAAAUCAAAUUAGUAAUAAUUAGUGGAUCCUGCUCGAGAAGAUUGUGAGUCUAUUAGGAAUCAACCAAGCGGAUGAUUAGUGCAUAGUGUAACUAGAAACAGCCAUUGUACAACAUAACGUAUAACGAAUUCCUAUCAAGUGCAUCAUUAUAUUAAACCUGCAAAUCAUUAAGAGAAUAUAAAAGUCAGUACAUAGUGUUAGGAGAACUAGUUCUAAGUGAAAUUGAGCUCAUUAAAAAUCGCAGGAGGGGCAUAAAUAGUCCAACUGCGAGUAGGUUACAUAACUAGUAAGCAGAAAAAAAAACGCGAAGUGUUACCCAUUGAAUGUCUAUCCGGAAAGUUGAAGUGUGUCCUCCUGGUGCAACACGCCUACCCCAAAGGGUGUUCCGUUCGCUUGUUCGUCCGUCCUAGUAAGCGGAUAAGGGCAGGUUCACAUAACGAUUAAUUGGAUUAAAAAUUGUACCGCGCCGACAGUUGAGUGCGGGAAUGUGAAACAGUGUCAAACGAAGUGAAUCUUGGUGGAAGAGACAGAUAACAACCCGCCCUUCUCCUUCCCCGGUCGUCGUCGUUUCGAAGGGAACCAAAAAAAAAAAAAAAAAGAACGUGAGGAAAGGUACAAAAGGACUGGAGGACUAUUUCUGUUUUGUCACCCUAUGGAUGGUUCCUGUUUGAUGGCUGUUGUACAACAUUAGUAAAGAUCCCCGGAGGGAUUCGUGUCCGGAGCAACAUGAAUGGCACCAGUGUUGCCAGCCGCCGCAGCAGCAGUAGAUGUCAUCGCUAAUUGCCCGUGACGAUUCGCUGCUGAUCCCCAGGCUAGGCGGAAACGGAAAGGAGCAAGAGCAAGAGAUUAGUGACGAGCGUUGAGUGGGCCGGCUCCCAAGCCGAGUGAAGGAAGGCGGUAGAAAACGACGGCGUGGGUGCAUUGUAGUUGAGUCGGUUUUGGGAAGUGUCCGAAAAUCAGAAGAAAGUAAGCUUGCAGUAAUUAAGUAAGCUCACCGCGUGUGAGGGUGUGUGUGUGUGUGCGAUUCUCAGCAGCCCAUAGCUAUAGCUCGAGAGCAGUUUAUUCCGGUGGUCAACAAUGAAACUGAGUGUCAGUGCCUAUCGAGCCCAUGCAUCAGCACACAAGAAGAUCCUCUCCAGCAGCAACUACCAGACGCAGUUCAACUACGGAAGCACGGCGGCCGCCUCCGGUUCCACACCGACGUCGUCGGCUCUGUUUUCAAUGGACCCAGCCAACCCGAACUCGGCGCUGAUACCGACAUGUGCGACGAUUUCCACCGGCACCAGUGUCGCCAGUCCCAGUUCGGCCAUAGCAACCAUAGGAGGAGGCGGCGUCGGAGGCGUCGGUGGCAUUGGGGGUACAUCUUCGGCCAUGGUCCCCGUCGGAAACCACCCAUCGACGCUGCUCAGCCCGACGCUCCUGUCGCCGGGGACCAACACCGGAACGGCUUCGAUUGCCACCUCCCGGGAUGACGAGGACGAUUCCAGCCAACAGAUCUCGUCCGCUGGCAGCAAAAGCUCCGGCCAGCGUAAACGCAGCUCGUUUGGAAUGUUGUGGCGCCCAGGAGAGCGGGAAAACAUGAGCCACAAGGCGGAUCAGGCAGAACAGGACGGGACCAAAUCGAACCAGCGCUGGAUGAAGCUCCGCACGACGGUGCAGAUCUCGUCGGCAAUAAACAAGAAGCCACCACUCAAACGAGAGGAUUCCUUCAUGAAGCGAUUCUCCACUCGGCAGAUACCGGAGACGCAGGAAACGGUCGAGGAUACCGGCUCGGAGGGUGCAGCCGACCCAGACAAAACGGCACGCCGCCGGCGGCGUCUCAAGAUCCCAAAAUCCGUCGUCAAUCCGGACGAAAACUUCUACUUCUACUGGCUGAUGGUGGUGACCAUUGGGAUCCUGUACAACCUGUGGACGCUGAUCGUGCGCCAGAGCUUUCCGGAACUGCAGUCGAACGCGUUCCGAUUUUGGCUGAGCUGUGAUUGUAUUACCGAUGUCGUUUUUAUACUAGACGUAGUUGUCCAGCUGCGGACGGGCUAUCUCGAACAGGGACUGAUGGUCUAUGACUCGCGGAAACUGGCGGGCCACUACCUUCAUUCGAGUGAAUUUCUCCUAGAUUUAGCAACUUUAGUACCUUUAGAUAUCUUACAAAUUCGCCUCGGUACACAGCCCUUGCUGCGAUUUCCUCGCUUUUUUAAGGUUUAUCGUGCAAUAAAGUAUUACUACAUCGUCGAGAGCCGAACGGUUUGGCCCAAUCUGUGGCGGGUCGUAAACUUGAUUCACAUUCUGCUCAUCCUGGCACACUGGUUCGGGUGCUUCUACUUUCUGCUCUCCGAGGCGGAAGGCUUUCAGGGAGACUGGGUCUACCCGUAUCGGCCGGGAGACUAUGCUACGCUUACCAGGAAGUACCUCGGCAGUUUGUACUGGUCGACGCUGACACUGACGACAAUCGGAGAUCUGCCGACGCCGGAAACCAAUGCUGAAUACGUCUUCACGAUCGUCAGCUAUCUGAUCGGUGUGUUCAUCUUUGCCACCAUCGUCGGUCAGGUGGGCAACGUGAUAACCAAUCGCAACGCCAACCGGCUCGAAUUCGAACGGCUGCUGGACGGUGCCAAAACGUACAUGCGUCACCAUAAGGUUCCCGGUGGCAUGAAGCGUCGAGUACUGCGGUGGUACGACUACAGUUGGUCCCGCGGUCGGAUACAGGGUGGCGGCGAUAUCAAUACAGCGCUCGGUCUGCUGCCGGACAAACUCAAGACCGAAUUGGCGUUGCACGUGAACCUGAGUGUGCUCAAAAAGGUUACCAUAUUCCAAGAGUGCCAGCCGGAGUUUCUGCACGAUCUGGUGCUCAAGAUGAAGGCCUACAUUUUUACGCCGGGGGACUCAAUCUGCCGGAAGGGCGAGGUUGCUCGGGAGAUGUUCAUCAUUGCCGAUGGCAUCCUGGAGGUGCUGAGCGAGACGGGUAAGGUGCUGACCACGAUGAAGGCGGGUGAUUUUUUCGGUGAAAUAGGAAUACUGAAUCUGGACGGGUUGAACAAGCGAACGGCCGACGUCCGUUCGGUGGGCUACUCGGAGUUGUUCUCGCUCUCGCGCGAGGACGUCCUGACGGCGAUGAAGGAUUAUCCCGAAGCACAAGAGAUCCUCCAGACGCUGGGACGCAAAAGACUGAUGGAGGUGCGCUGCGUGAAUAAGAAGCACGCCAGCAAACAUGCCGCCAAGGAACACCACCACGGCAGUGAACAUAGCUCAAACGUACACAACAACAACAACAACAACAACAACAACAACAACAAUAACAACAAUAAUCAAGGUGAUAGUAGUGAUAAUAGUGCCUCAAAACGUAUCGUAGAUAAGCUAAAAAGUGAUGUUAAGGGAUUGAAGAACGCGCUGCGAAAGUCAAGAACGGGAACAACUAGACGUAGUAACGAAUCGAUCGAGAUGCAGCCGUUGCAGGGCAACGCCAGCGGAGGCAGUGGUGGAAGUGGCAGUAAAACGCCCAAAACCGUACUCCGCCGGAUGGCCCGGGUAAAGUCGGACGAUAUCCACACCGAGGACGAGGGCAAAGAUACCGACAAAGUGCCAAGUCCGAUCGGCGCAGGGCUUCCACUGUUGCAGCGGUUGCGGCUCCUCAAGGAGAAACAAGACCGCGAAGAGCGUGCCGCGAAAGCGUCCGCCAGCGCAACUACCACCUCCACCACAACAACCGCACAAAUAAUCUCACCGCCGCAUACUCACGUAACCUCUGCCAUAUCACCGCAGGAAUCGAUACAGGAAGAACCGGAACCGGAAAUGAUCGGGGCCGGUUUGCCAUUGUUCCAGCGGCUGCGGAUGCUCAAGGCCAAGGAGGAACGCCUGGCCAAGGAAGCGCAAGCGAAGCUUCAAGUGACAUCGAACCAGACAUCCAGUUCGCCUUCGCUAAUCCAGAGCCUGAGCCCGACGUCACCGACUCAGCUGAAGGCACCACCCAGCCCGAUCCUAAACAUAAUGGGUGCGGCCGGUCAUCACCACCAUCACGGGCGAGGGUCGAUGCGAGUUUCCUUCAAGGAGCGCCUCAAGAGCAUGCAGCGGCAAGAAUCCAAGGCAGAACCCCGGCCUACUCCCGCCAUUCCCGAAGCCACCGAUAUGAACCAACACCUGCUAACGAGUGGACCGGUCAAGACCGGUAAACCAUCUGCGGCUCAAUCGUUGAAAGAUAAAAUACGAUCCCUCGGACAUUUGCAACGGUCCGACGAUCAGCUUAAACCAUGGUCCAAGCUUAAGUUAGCAACCGUAGUUAGCAUAGGAGGCAGCUAUUCCAGUUUGAACAACAGUAUGAACGAUGAUUUUCCGAUCCUCGAGCAGACAAAGAAAGCCGGAGCACGUCACAAGUCAUCGAUCCCGGCGGAUUUGAACCUUAACUCGCUGGUCUCCACAACUCCUCCACCGAUCUCGUCCGCACCACCGAUCACCAAGCCCAGCAAGCCCAUGUUCCAACCACCGAGCAAAGUGUUCAGCCGUAGUACGUACAUUGAGAAGGCAUGCGUCAGUGAUAGUGAAGUAGUAAGCAAGAAACAACCCCCGCCUCCACCAGCACGUGUACGAAUGAAACCCAAACCGAUCAAACUGAUCACCGAACCCACAAACUACAAAAGCUACAUGUCCAUAGACGACCUCUCGCCUGAAUAUAGCGGCCUUCCGUUUGUCAAGCGCCUCAAAAUAUUAAACGAACGCCAAAAGCUUGCCGAACUCGAGUCGGCAAUGCAAACCCGUAGCCUUAGUCUAGAUUGUACCGAUUCCAACAGCAGCAACGCCGGCUAUGACCUCGCCGAGCAGCUGUCCCGUAGUAGGAGCGAAGGUUCCGGCAUAGGUCUAGUCCGCUCGAAGAGUGCCUCCCCACCGACUUCCACCGUCAGCCACAGCACUCCCCUCAGUCCGGAGUCGAACGAAACGCCCGAAAGGCGCCAGCUGAAGAGCAUUCUCAAAAAGCUGUCCGAAGACAAGCUGGCCCUAGAUCAACGGCAGGGCAUUCCUAAUCGGGACCUGAGGAAGCUGAUGCGAGCCCAAACGGUUGAAGGGUACGUUGCUAGACACAGCAAGUUUGCGAAGAGCGUCACCUUCAAUAGAAACACACUCUCUAGCCCCCCAACCAGUGCUAACGUUUGUGAAUCUAUUGAAGAACGUACUCUUUUUCCCAUCCCUAGCGCACAAAGUACCACCACAACCACCACCACCACAACCGGCACGACGAACUCAACCAGCGACGAAAGCUCGGUAGCCACCGUGGCGGAGAACAAAAACUUCACCGUCUCAAAGGAUCCGUUGUCCGUUGUUGCGGCAGACCACGGGGACAUCGACGAUCAGCAUGCGCUGGUCGUCAGCAAUAACGGGUACUACGAAUCGGGGGUUGACCAACGGUACAUCACCAACGGGGAUCAUCCGCAUCAUCCGGUCGAUGAUUCGCCCUCGAAAGGCUCGCUUUCGGCGUUCGGAGGGCAGAGGAAAAUCAUCAAAGGAUCGCUGGAGGAGCAGGAAUUCUUCGGCGAGGUGCUACUCGGCAUCAAGCAGGUCAUCCAGACGCAUAUGAAGGAGAUACAGGUCAAGUUUCAGGACAAGUUCUUCAAUCUGGAACUGGAGGUCAAGAAGCGGGACGACAUCAUAUCAAAGCUGCAGAAUCGGAUCCAGGAGCUGGAGGAACAGGACCAGUCAUCACCGGUGAUCCUGCGAGGGCCAGAGGAUGGCGACGAUGGUGCACUGGUGGAGCUGCGGCAGUUGCUUCAACAGCAAAAGCAAGGGUCUUCCGGAAGUGGUACGUCAAGGUCUUCCGACGAGUUGCCGUUUAUGCGCGGCGACUCGCUUGACACGAUAUUCGCUUCCUCACCGCACUCGGACUCGGACAGCCCCCGCAGCCAGAAGGUAAGCCGCGCCCGAAAACCCCGUAGCUCACCACGGCAUCGACCGUUGCGUAAUCGUCCCACCUGGGGCGAAAGCACCGAUCAGGACAGCUUCGAACGAAGUGACUCCCCGCCAACGACGGCAUUACCACCUCCUCCACCGCCUCCGUCGACUACUCCCCGGCAAGCUCCACCCAUUCCGCCACGGCGCAUGUCUUCCUCUCCGGGUGGUGGCAGCGUCGGCAGUGGCAGUGGUUCCUUCACGGAGCAACGGGUCCGUGUCCCCUACCGUGACAUUGUGAUAUCGGAACUCACCGGAAACAUCGUCUCGGACAGUGUGAUCGUUAACAUUGAUAACAGCUCCAGCUCGGAUCAGUCCCAGUCGGAGAAUGACAAUAACUAUGAAGAAGAAGAGGAAUGCGAGCAGGAGGAAGAGGGAGCAUGUGAAGCAGAGGAGGAAGAAGAGGAAGAUGAGUUUGCUAGUGAAUCUGGGAAGCUGGUGGAGAAUCAGGGUAGUCUAAGUAGUGCGGAUGAGUUUGCCGAUGACUUCGACGACGACGACGACGAUGAUGACGAUGAGGAAGAGGAGAUGAAUCACAGUGACUGGGAAGUUCGAAUGCUGGCGGCGGAACUGCACAAGCGGGAAAGCGUAAGCACGGACUUCCCCAGCGAUCUGGACGAGAGCGAUGGUUUACUGCGCAGACGACGGAAACGUAGCGAAACGGAUACGGAAGGAAGCGGAGCGGAGCUGGAAGUGCUAAGGCGGCCCCGAGCUUCAAGUCUGGAUCAGCACAACCUGCGGCGAGGGAUGAGCGUAAAUAUGGGAAGCAGCAGUAGCAGCAGCGGCAGCAAAAGACGCGGUUCCGUCUUCAAGGCAAUGAGUUUCGACCGCGAUAAAGAUCGUCUCUGAGAAUUAAGACUCAGAUGUGAUGUGUGCAUGUUCACCAGUAUCACCAAUGUGAUUAUAAUCGAGUGGAGCAAAAGGUAGGGGGGGCGGCAGAGGAAGGCGGAAAACAGGAAGCAAGCAUGACCAAUGUGAAAACGCACUAUAGUUAAAGUUAGCAAGAGGUAGCAACAGUCAACAAACAAGUGAAAGUAAACUACAAGUUAAAACUAGUUUCAAAACUACGAUUAAGUUAGACAGGAAGAGCCUACGAGUAAAAGUUUUAGGGAAUAGCCAAAGCAACCAGAACUAAACAUAGGGUGAUUACGAUAAGUUUUGUUACAACGGUGAACGGAGGAUGGCUUUAUGGUUACAAAACAUGAGACAGAUUUUAUCGCACGUUUUGCACACACAGAAGAUUAGUGAAUACCUAGUAGCAUUUAGUUAAGUUGUUACAAAUUUAGUCAUUUUCAUAUUUAACGAAGAAAUCUAGAAUUGUUACCUUUGUUUUGUAGUCGAAGGGAGAUGCGUAAACACAAAAAAGUUCCAAAGACAGUCGUAAAGGUAAAAUCAAUUUUAAUAAGGAAACCAAAUAUAAAUAGAACAAUCUACUAAACGAAAGCGAAAAUUCGUGGAAGAAAAUGAUAGCAAAAAAUAUGUUUCUCUAGCUACCACAUAUAAUAAAAUCAGAACGGAUUUAAAAGUUUGAUCCAAAUUUUGUACUAAGACCCGUCCAACGAUUUUAUUUUUAGCUGUAUUUUUCGUUGGUCACAAGAUGAUUAAUGAAAUCAGAAAAUAAGCAAUCAUUUCAGAUCUGGAAACACACUUAAACUAUGUCAAUUGGACUGGACAUAUCUGAUGACAACAAUGAUUCACCACUAGGAUGAUUUCAGAAAGUAUAAUUUCAAGAUUCUGAGCUCCAAACCUGAAUAGAGCAUCUGUAGAAAUGUACAACCCUGUUUCGUUUAACACUUCAGUGAUGCGGUGUACUGCUGCUAAGCCAGUAUUUGGUUAAAAAUGUGAUUUUAGGAAGCUCGACGUAUUUUUUUCAGCGGUCCACUUAUUUUAUC